AUGGAGCUGUGUCUCUCUCAGCCCCAGGGGCAGCCCCCUGUGUGCCCCUCAGCCUUCGCCUGGAGUGCAGGUAGCCGAGGAGAGCAAGCCCGGCAGCUGGUCAUCGACCUGGAAACUCGAGGGAAACAGGCUUUUCCUGUAUUCCUCUCAAUCCUGCGAGACACUGGGCAGGGUGACCUUGCAGACAUGCUGAUUGAGGAGUGCGAAUGCCUGCCGGUGUCAUCACAGAUGGUAGACCUGAGGCCUGUUGAGCUGGACUUACGUGGAGAAAAGCAUCAUAAAAAUGUGAACUUCCCUGAACGUUUGUCCAUCCCAGUCCAAGCCGAGAGUGAAAGACCUCGAAUGGGUUCGGCUGUUGACAAGAUGAACCGCACUGAGUCGUGUGUUGUCUGUGAACUGAAAGCGGACCCGUGCGGACACUGCCUGAUUGUCAACAAUGUCAACUUCAGUAGUGACUCGAAUCUGUCGACUCGAGAGGGCUCUGACGUGGACUGUAAGAAGCUGAAGCAGCGCUUCAAGGCCUUGCACUUCAACGUCCUGACUCGGCAGAAUCUCAAAGCUCAGGACAUGGUUUCAGAACUGAAGAAACUGGCGCAGCAGGACCACAGGGCCUUGGACUGCUGUGUCGUGGUCAUCCUUUCCCAUGGGUGUCAGACGAGCCAUAUUCAGUUUCCCGGAAGCAUUUAUGGAACGGAUGGAGAACCCAUUGCAAUAGAAAAGAUUGUGAACUGUUUCAAUGGGUCCAAUUGCCCGAGUUUGAGAGGAAAACCCAAACUCUUCUUCAUCCAGGCCUGUGGUGGAGAACAAAGAGAUCAAGGCUGUGUAGUAGAUUGCGAUUCCCCUGGUGACGAAGCUCCUGGAGGUUCUUUGGAGUCGGAUGCAACUCCUUUUCGGACUCUGGUGGGUAGCACAGACGAGCCGGAUGCCGUAGCCAGUUUGCCCACGCCCAGCGACAUCUUGGUCUCCUACUCAACAUUUCCAGGUUUUGUCUCCUGGAGGGAUGUCUCCAGAGGCUCGUGGUAUGUGGAAAUGCUGGACAGCGUGCUGGAGCAAUAUGCCCAUUUUUCUCCUCAACUGCUCUCCUUCUGUUCCCAGGUGGCAAACGCCGUCGCUGACAAGGGGAAGUACAAACAGAUCCCGGGUUGUUUCAACUUUCUCCGUAAAAAAUUCUUCUUCAUGUGCAAAUGA
Charadrius vociferus (killdeer) is the source of this 1188-nucleotide messenger RNA. It is a transcript of the gene CASP9, whose product is annotated as caspase 9, apoptosis-related cysteine peptidase. The record is from RefSeq and is a predicted model, not a curated record. Bases 1 to 1188 code for a protein of 395 amino acids. Gene Ontology annotation, cellular component: cytoplasm. NCBI's taxonomy places the organism in Eukaryota, Metazoa, Chordata, Aves, Charadriiformes, Charadriidae. The transcript is spliced from 11 exons. Gene Ontology annotation, biological process: proteolysis; apoptotic process; intrinsic apoptotic signaling pathway in response to DNA damage.